AUGGCGGACAAGCUUGCAGGGUGGACGCUGCUGAUUAGCGAUCUUGAGGCCAAGUACAUGGAACUGGAGAAACUUGGCAAGGAGACCUUGCAGGAGUUCGCUACCAGAUUCUUGCGGGUGUCAUCAUCACCAUCAUCAUCUCCACCGCUGCUCUUCUUCUUCUCCAACAAGAUCUUCGAGCGCUUCGGCACGCCCAACUGCAUCAUCUUCAGCGUCGUGGCUUACGGCGUCCGUAUGAUCGUCUACACGUACGCGCACAACCCGUGGGUGUGGCUCCCGUUCGAGGCGCUGCACGGCAUGACGUUCGGGCUGCUGUGGGCUGCGUUCACCAACUACAUCUUCCAGUCGUCGCCCGAGGGCACCGAAGGAACGAUGAUCGGCCUACUGACCGCUGUGCAGAAGGGCAUGGGCGCGGCCUGCUCCACCCUGAUGGGCGGCUACGUGUACGAGCACUUCGGCCCGCGUGUCAUGUGGGGCAUCGGUGCGUUCGUGGUCUUCCCGCUGGCGAUCCUGUUCUCGCUCAUCUUCUCGUGCCUCGCUCGUGAGUACCCGGAGAAGAGCGCCGCGACCCGCGAGAAGUGGGGCAGCUCGUCCAGUUUGUGCUCGAUCGACAUCAACGACCGCAUUUCCAAGAAGAACGGCUACACGGAGAUCGACGGCGUGCCGGACUUGUAA
Messenger RNA from Phytophthora sojae, 675 nucleotides. RefSeq lists its product as hypothetical. The record is from RefSeq and is a predicted model, not a curated record. NCBI's taxonomy places the organism in Eukaryota, Oomycota, Peronosporomycetes, Peronosporales, Peronosporaceae. The coding region runs from base 1 to 675 and encodes 224 amino acids. The transcript has 3 exons. Gene Ontology annotation, cellular component: membrane. Gene Ontology annotation, molecular function: transmembrane transporter activity.